This is a messenger RNA of Cheilinus undulatus (humphead wrasse), 5988 nucleotides long. RefSeq names its product DCC netrin 1 receptor (gene dcc). The transcript has 29 exons. Gene Ontology annotation, molecular function: protein binding. Gene Ontology annotation, cellular component: membrane. Lineage: Eukaryota; Metazoa; Chordata; Actinopteri; Labriformes; Labridae. The coding region runs from base 1 to 4410 and encodes 1469 amino acids. Gene Ontology annotation, biological process: cell-cell adhesion. The record is from RefSeq and is a predicted model, not a curated record.
AUGGAGGAGAGCAGACAGAGGACUGAUAGCAUCAAACCGCAGGACAACGAGGACAAGGACACCCUGAUGAAGCGACUGGUGGGAGUGACUUCAGACGUCCUGCCUUCCUCCUCCUCCACCUCCUCGUCUGGUCUCGGUUUUGUGGACUUCACAUUCACCCAGGAGCCUCAGGACACGGUGACGGUGCGAGGCGGCGUGCUGCAGCUCGACUGUCAGGCACAGUCCGACGCAGCGGUGGGAUCUCCCAGCAUCACGUGGAGAAAGGACGGAGUGCUGCUGAGUACCGUGGUGGACGAGAGGCGGAGGCAGUUAGCGAACGGCUCACUAGUGGUGCAGAACGUUGUGCAUUCGCGACACCACCGGCCUGACGAAGGAGAGUAUCAGUGCCUCGCCACACUGGAAGGAGUGGGGAGCAUCGUUAGCAGGACCGCUAAAGUCACUGUGGCCGGUCCUUUGAGAGUCGUCAUCCCCACUGAGUCUGUCUCGUCAUAUCUGGGCGACACCGCCCUGAUGCGCUGUGAAGUCUCAGGCGACCCAACGCCCAUCAUCCGCUGGCAGAAGAACCGGGAGGACUUGCCGAUGACGUUUGACGCAGAAUCUCGCCUGGCAGUGCUGCCGUCCGGCUCGCUGCAGGUCAGCCGGGUCCAGCCUCCAGACUCAGCCACGUACCGAUGUCUGGCAGACAACCCCAGCAGCACCAGGACGGGAACGGACGCUGAGCUCAGAGUGCUACCAGAGCCCGGUGUGAGCAGGACUCUGCAGUUCCUCCAGCGUCCGUCCAAAGUCACAGUCCUGUUGGGGAGUGAUGCCGUGCUGGAAUGUGCCGCAUCUGGGUACCCGACUCCGGGCAUCCAGUGGAGAAGAGGAGAGGAGCUCAUCCAAAGCUGGAAUAAGAAGUACUCUCUGCUGGCCGGCAGUAAUCUGGUCAUCAGGAGCGUCACAGACGACGACUCGGGCAGUUACAGCUGUUCAGCCUCCAACAAGAACCAAAACAUCACUGCACAAGCCGAGCUCAACGUUCUGGUGCCGCCUCAGUUCCUGAACUACCCCACCAACACGUACGCCUACGAGUCCACGGACAUCGAGCUGGAGUGUGCUGUGACAGGAAAUCCUCCGCCCACCGUCCGCUGGAUAAAGAACGGAGAGGAAGUCAUCCCCAGCGAUUAUUUUCAGAUCGUGGAUGGCAGUAACCUCCAGAUUCUGGGUUUGGUGAAGUCGGAUGAAGGAUUUUAUCAGUGUGUCGCUGAAAACUCGGCAGGAAGCUCACAGGCAAUGGCUCAGCUGCUGCUCCGAGAGCCAGUGUCCCCCAGCCCAGGCGUUGCCCUCCCCUCUGCCCCCCGCGACCUGGUCCCUGUCCUAGUGUCCAGCCGAUUUGUCCGUCUCAGCUGGCGCCCCCCAGAGGAGACCGGAGGAGCUGUGCAGACCUAUGGCAUCUACUACUCCCAGGACGGAGUGGAGAGGGAGCGAUCAGUGAAUGUGUCGGAGCCAGAGUCUCUCGAGUUGACCGUGUCCAACCUGAAACCAGAGGAGAGCUACAGCUUCAGAGUCAUCGCCUACAACGACGUUGGGCCAGGAGAAAGCUCCGCCCCCUUGAAGAUCACCACCAAACCAGACCUCCAGGUUCCCAGCAAGGUGGAGUCCCUCCAGGCUGAGGCUCUGUCACCCACCUCUGUCCAGGUGAGCUGGGAGCCUCCAGCCCACCCAAACGGGCCCGUCCUGGGCUACAGACUGCUGUGGACCGAGAGCCCGUCAGGAAAGGAACAGAGUGUGGAGGUGAGCGGACUCAACUACAAGAUGGAUGGACUCAAUAAGUUCACAGAGUACACUGUUCGAGUUCUGGCCAUCAACCGCUACGGACCAGGAACGGCGUCAGAGAUCGUCAGAAUAACCACCCAAUCAGAUGUGCCGAGUGCUUCUCCUCAGAACAUCACCUUAGAAGUCGUCCUGUCCAGGAGCAUCAAGGUGUCAUGGCAGCCUCCUCCUCCCAACACCCACAACGGCCUCAUCACCGCCUACAAGAUCAAAUACAGGAAGACCGGUCGACGUGGAGACCAGGAGGCCAUCGAACCCAACAACUUCUGGUACCUGUUCACAGGUCUGGAGAAGGGCAGUCAGUACAGUUUCCAGGUGGCGGCCAUGACAGCCAAUGGAACGGGUCCAGCCAGCGAGUGGUUCACCGCCGAGACUCCAGAGAACGACCUGGACGAGAGUCAGGUCCCAGACCAGCCGAGCUCCCUGCACGUCAGGCCACUGCCCAACAGCAUCAUCAUGUCCUGGACUCCGCCCCUCAGCCCAAACAUCCUAGUCCGGGGGUACAUCAUCGGCUAUGGAGUGGGAAGUCCCUACGCUGAGACAGUUCGAGUGGACAGCAAGCAGAGAUACUACUCCAUCGAGAACCUCGAGCCAAGCUCCCACUACGUGAUUUCCCUGAAGGCGUUCAAUAACGCUGGAGAAGGAGUUCCUCUGUACGAGAGCGCCGUCACUCGAUCUCUGACAGACACCAGCACUCCCAUGAUUCCACCGGUAGGGGUCCAAGCCGUGGCCCUGUCCUCAGACUCAGUCCGGGUAUCCUGGGCCGACAACUCCAUGACCAAGAACCAGAAGGCGUCUGAGGUCCGAUACUACUCCGUCAAGUGGAAGACCAGCUACUCCACCAGUGGAAAGUACAAGUCUGCAGACACCACGGCGCUCAGCCACACCGUCACCGGCCUCAAACCAAACACCAUGUAUGAGUUCGCCGUCAUGGUAACCAAAGGUCGCAAGUCCAGCACAUGGAGUAUGACGGCACACGCCACGACAUAUGAAGCAGCCCCGAGCUCGGCUCCCAAAGAUUUGACAGUGAUCAGUCGUGAGGGACGACCCCGCGCCAUUCUAAUCAGCUGGCAACCUCCGAUGGAAGCCAACGGACGGAUAACAGGUUACAUCCUGUACUACACGCUGGAUAAGAACAUGCCGAUCGAUGACUGGGUCAUGGAGGCGAUCAGCGGUGACCGGCUCACCCAUCAGGUCGUGGAUCUGAACCUGGACACGGUGUACUACUUCAGGAUUCAAGCCAAGAACGCCAAAGGAGUCGGCCCGCUGUCUGAGCCUGUCCACUUCAGGACUGCCAAAGUGGAACAUCCUGACAAGAUGGCCAAUGAUCAAGGUCGAGGAGGAGACCACGCCUACUGGCCGCCUGACACCAACCUGAUCGACAGGAGCAUCAACGAGUCUCCCAUUGGUCAGAUGCGUCCUCCUCAUGGCAGCGCCACGCCUCAGAAGAACAGCAACCUGCUGGUCAUCAUCGUGGUUUCGGUGGGGGCCGUCACGGUUGUUGUCGUCGUCAUCGUGGCGCUCAUCUGCACACGGCGCUCCUCGGCCCAGCAGAGGAAGAAGAGGGCGAGUCACAGUGCCAGUAAGAGGAAAGGCAGCCAGAAGGACCUGCGACCCCCAGACCUGUGGAUCCAUCACGAGGAGAUGGAAAUGAAGAACAUGGAGAAAGCUCCAAGCGUUGCCCCGUCAGGACACGACUCGCCCAUCCAGUCAUGUCAGGAUCUCCCCCAGGUCGCACACAGCCAAUCAGAGAGUCAGAUGGGCAGCAAGAGCAGCCACUCAGGAGCAGAUGGUGACGAGGCAUCCAGCAGUAUCUCCACUCUGGACCGCUCCAUAGCUACCAGACGGGGGACACGAGGAAAAAUGAUGAUCCCCAUGGACUCACAGCCCAGCAACACACCGGUGGUCAGUGCCAUCCCGGUGCCGACUCUGGAUUCCUCCCAGUACCCGGGUAUCCUGCCAUCUCCUUCCUGCGGCUUCACUCACAACAAGUUCAGUCUGAGACCGAUGCCUUUCUCCAGCCUGACCGUGGACAGAGGAUACACACCAGCGAUGCCUUCAGAUACAGCCACCAACCCUCUCCUCCAGCAGCAGCCUCCGCCCCAGCAGCCUCCGCCCCUCCUCCCCGGCUCCUCGGCCUCGUCUGUGGAGCACGUUCCCGGGGUAGGUCCGGUCCCGGGGGCCCCUGCAGCUGUUGGUGGAGCUGCAGCUGAGGAGGUCCAGGGUGGGAGCGGAAGGACCAUCCCAACGGCGUGUGUGCGGCCGACCCACCCGCUACGAAGCUUCACUAACCCUUUGCUGCCACCACCUAUGGGGACCAUCGACCCCAAGGUGUACACCUCCAUGUUACCGCAGUCCAGUGCGAGCCUUCCAAAGCCCCAGGUGAAGACAGCGUCUCUGGGUCAGGCCAGUAAGGCUCGCUCUCCUCUGCUGCCUGUGUCGGUCCCAACGGCGCCGGACUUACCGGAGGAGGGAGGAACGAAACCACCUGAAGAUUCAGCUGCCAAUGUUUACGAGCAGGACGACCUUUCAGAGCAAAUGGCCAGUCUAGAGGGGCUUAUGAAGCAGCUCAACGCCAUUACAGGCUCCGCCUUCUAACCUCCGUCUCCGGCCCAGCCCUCAGCUCUGGUCCAGUCUGGAACCUUUUCUUCAAGCCUUGAUGUCAUCUGUUGUACAUUCACAAAGGACAGCAACAGGUCAAUCUGGGUUUGAAGACACCUCUGUGGAAUCAGACCUCCAUCUGUGCUGGGUUGAGUUUGUUUAGUUUCUACUGGUUUUGGCCAGUAUUCACUGUUUGGGACCGGGUUUGGAUCAAGGGGUAACAGAAGAUAAAACCACCACAGCAGCACAGCAUCAACUCCAAGAACAGGACUAAGCUGGAGGGGCUUCUUUAGGAGUUAAAACUGAAACCCCACGGGACUCUUCAACCUCACCACACAAAACUAGAAAAACCCAAUGCCUAGCGCCUUGACUUAAUGACACAGGAUGAUGGGAUUAUCACAAAAAAAGAGACAGUUAAUAGUCCCCUCCUGUUUCACAUCUUUGUGGUAUUUAUUAGCGUUCUCCUCCGCUGGGUUAUCCACAACUCAGUUACUGUGACUGUACCUCACUUACUUUCACCAUCGCCAAUGGAAAUGUUCUGUUCGUCUUUUAUUUUUAGUUUGGGUAUUCCAGCUUUGUGCAGUUAUGGGGUGUGUAAAUGGUUUGAAAAUGCUACCAGAGCCUACUCUAAGACAUAGACGACACGUUUUCAGCCGCCAAAGUUUCACUUAUACUUUAUUUUUCUCUCCUGAACCCAAGACUGCCAGUUGUGGUGGAAAGGGGGUGAUCCUUCCCGGUAUUUCCCUCAGUAUCAGUCUUUUCGCCCUCUCUUCAGCAAACAUUACCAUUUCACUCAAAGAAAAAUGCACCAACAAGUACAGUCCUGCCACCCCUGGAUCCUGGGUUUGGAGAAACAAACCUACAGUGAUUUAAAAGGUGUUUUUUGCCGAAUAGAACCAAGUGCAAGGACCUACGGGACAAGCCUGAUAGUUGGGAUCUGAUUCCAGCUUACUCUGCUCUUACAAGACUGUAAAGAAACCUCCUAAGACUCCCACAGUCUGUUGCUGCUCUUGACCAAGCCUUUACUCUCCCUAACCCAUACAAACCCCAGUCUUUACCCACAAGGACUUGCAUCGUUGCCAAAUUCCCAUCUUGGAAAACAUUUUGUCGCCAUUGUUUUUUGUCUUUGUUCAAGUCAGUCUUAGUCCCAAACAUGGACUUUGAGUCCAUAAAAGCAUCAUUUGAUGGAACUAAUGUACAAGACAUCUGGAUUUGGCAGGACCUAUCCCAUUCUGGAAGAAUGAAGGAAGGGUUUGGAUGGUACAUGGUUAAUGAGCCUGGCCAUUUUUGGUCUGAGGGAAGCUGGUAGCACUAUAUGUUUGUCUUAGUCGACUGAGCACUCAAGAUAAGUCAAAGUCUUAAAAAUGGGGGAUAUAAGUAGAGACUAGGCUUUAUUGCUAAGUCUUAGUCCAAGCUACGACACAUAAAAACCAAGAGAACAAAUUCUGGUGCUCUUGCUACCACAGGAACAUAUUUGCAAAGUAAAUUAAUGUUAGGAUGGAAAUGCUAGUGGAUCAACUGCGAUGAUGAUGGGAAUGGUUUUUACCAUUAUUUUUUCACCUGUGUGUUCAGUAU